UCUUGUGUUGAUUUCCGACCAGAUGACGCCAGCCGGAUCGAUACGAGAACAGCGAAUGUGGCGCUGUCUCUCAAUUCUCUCGAGCAGCGCCACCGCCCUGUCGCGAUUCUAAGUGUUCUGAUGUCGAUUUCAAGAAUGCACAGGUAAAGAUUAUAUUUCGUUCGUAGUUUACGACCGAUGAUAAGUAAUAUUUUAUAGUUUUUUUUACAAUCGAGAUUAAAGUUUUACGUUAGAAUUUUUAACCUCGCAUUACUGCGUAGGAAACAACUAAGAUUCAGCUAAAUAUUGUGUCUAAUUUCGCGUAUAACAUAUUAACAUGGCCCCCCCUUAUGCUUCUGCAAUCUGAGCUCUGUCUCUGAUUUCGGUUUCGUGUUUCACAAUAAUUUCUUGGAUUAAUUCAAUUUGACACGCGCACUCUAUUUGUUGAUUCAAGAUUAUCAGUUCAGAGAAUGGAUUUCAGUUUAUGUUCUUCUUUGCUAUAAGAAUAUUUCGGCAAUUUGGGGCUUGUUUCCUUUAGAUUGCUUAUUCAUUUGAUUUCUUUGGUUUCGUCGUGGACGGCUUAAUACUUCGAUAAACCACUAUCUCGAUAAAAAGAAGGCCCCAAAGAAUCAAGGUCCUGAAAGAAGUCGGCAAGUUCAACCUACUCAUCGUCGAAAAGGGCCCGAGCUUCAAGUCUCGGUCUCUAAAACUCGUUCUACUUACGAUCGUAUGCGGGAUGAUUCUGACACUGAUAUACGCCCCGACAGUGUACAAUGACCGUCAGCCCCGUUCCAGUUCUCGGUUCGGAGAAGUCGGUUGGAUUUGGGACCGGACGAAGUUCGAUCCCCGAUAUGUAUCAUCCCUAGAUAUUCAAUGGAAUGACAUAUCGAAAGCCCUCGAAAAUCUGCACCCUGCAAAAGGAAAGCUCGAAAUUGGCUUAUUGAACUUCAAUUUUACGGAAUUCGGCCACUGGAAGCAAAUGUACCCCAACACAGAUCUUUCAGUUAUUCGACUCGACCGCGCCGAAAAAAGUGUUACAUGGGCGAAGCUCUACCCCGAAUGGAUCGACGAAGAGGAAGAGACCAAAAUUCCGGCAUGCCCGUCACUUCCUGAGCCCGAGUUCCGUUUGGGCUCGCAAUUCGACCUGAUCGUCGUCAAGUUACCGUGCAGCAAGUCAGGAAGCUGGUCGAGAGACGUGGCGCGGCUGCACCUGCAGCUCUCGGCGGCCAAAGUCGCGGUGGCUUCUUCGAGAAGCACUUCUCCGGUCCACGUUCUUGUGGUGACCGAUUGUUUUCCGAUCCCGAACUUGUUUCCGUGUAAAUACCUCGCGAGAAGAGAAGGCAAUGCUUGGCUGUAUAAGCCGGAUUUGAGCACACUCAGGGAAAAGCUCCGGCUUCCGGUCGGGUCCUGCGAGCUCGCGGUCCCUCUGAAAGCUAAAGCGCGGUUAUACUCGGUGCGCAGACGCCGGGAGGCGUACGCGACAAUCCUGCACUCGGCGGACGCGUACGUCUGCGGGGCGAUCGCCGCGGCGCAGAGCAUCCGGCAGGCGGGGUCGCGCCGCGACCUGGUCAUCCUCGUCGACGAGUCGAUCAGCGGCGAGCACCGCGCGGGGCUGGAGUCCGCCGGCUGGAAGGUGAGGACGAUACGGCGCAUUCGCAAUCCGAAGGCCCGGCAGGACGCGUACAACGAGUGGAACUACAGCAAGUUCCGGCUGUGGCAGCUCACCGACUACGACAAGGUGGUCUUCGUCGACGCCGACCUCCUCGUCCUGCGGAGCGUGGACUUCUUAUUCGCGGCGCCGGAGAUCAGCGCCACGGGGAACAACGCGAGCCUGUUCAACUCCGGCGUGAUGGUGAUCGAGCCGUCGAACUGCACGUUCGGGCUGCUGAUGGAGCACGUCCACGAGAUCACGUCGUACAACGGCGGCGACCAAGGCUACCUGAACGAGAUCUUCACGUGGUGGCAUCGGAUUCCGAGGCGCAUGAACUUCCUGAAGCACUUCUGGGAGGGCGACAGCGAGGCCGCGAAGGCGCAGAAGACGCGGCUGUUCGCUGCGGAGCCGCCGGUGCUCUACGUGCUCCACUACCUGGGGAUGAAGCCGUGGCUGUGCUUCCGCGACUAUGACUGCAACUGGAAUGCGGAUAUAUACAGGCAGUUUGCGAGCGACGCCGCGCACGCGAGGUGGUGGAGAGUGCACGACGGAAUGCCGGAGAAUCUGCGGAAGUUUUGCUUUCUGAGCACGCGGCAGAAGGCGGCGCUGGAGUGGGACCGCAGGCAGGCCGAGCAGGCGAAUUUCAGCGACGGUCAUUGGAGGAGGAGCAUUCGCGAUCCGCGGCGCGGAGUUUGCGUGGAGAAGUUCUGCUCCUGGGAGAGCAUGCUGCUGCACUGGGGCGAGACGAAUUGGACCGGCGCGAGCACGGUGCAGGUGCAGGGGCAGGUGCAGGUGCAGGCGAAUCCGAGUUUAUGAUACAAAGAAGCAUUUCUAUAGUUGAUCUUGGGAUUUUUUUUUUUUUCUUUUUAUUUUGGAAUUUGUUGGAUUCUAUAUCAAUCUUUUGUUUGUAGAAAUAAUUUGAUAGAAAAUAUAUAGUGUAAUCUUUGUUGAAAGAGAGAUUUUUUUUGGGUUCAGGUUCGAAGUGUGAAGGUGGCCAUGUUUGAUAUCUCAUUUGUGUGGUGUUUCGAAUGUAAUAAAGAUUCUGAAACCUGAUAUGUUGAGGAGUUACAGUUUCUUUUCU
Messenger RNA from Ananas comosus (pineapple), 2711 nucleotides. RefSeq names its product UDP-glucuronate:xylan alpha-glucuronosyltransferase 1-like. The transcript is spliced from 4 exons. The record is from RefSeq and is a predicted model, not a curated record. Bases 716 to 2446 code for a protein of 576 amino acids. Gene Ontology annotation, molecular function: glycosyltransferase activity. Gene Ontology annotation, biological process: xylan biosynthetic process. NCBI's taxonomy places the organism in Eukaryota, Viridiplantae, Streptophyta, Magnoliopsida, Poales, Bromeliaceae.